AUGCAGCCGCCCGCUGAGGUCCACAUCACCGGCCAGCUCAUUGCCGGACCAGCCAGCCCGGGACCCCAGAGGGAAAUUUUGGCCUUGAUUGCCCCGCCCAACAACAACGCGUUGAGGCUUGAUGAUGAUCCAGUCGUCUUCACCCCGACCCAGCGGCUGUACGCUGAUCUUGGCUUAGAGCCUGUCAGCAAGCACCUGUUGACCUGUUACUAA
This is a messenger RNA of Puccinia triticina, 213 nucleotides long. RefSeq lists its product as uncharacterized. The record is from RefSeq and is a predicted model, not a curated record. NCBI's taxonomy places the organism in Eukaryota, Fungi, Basidiomycota, Pucciniomycetes, Pucciniales, Pucciniaceae. Bases 1 to 213 code for a protein of 70 amino acids. The transcript has 3 exons.